AUGGCAACCAACACUAUCGAAGCUUCAAACAUGUGCGUCGUAGAGGAAGUUGGAGCAGAACGAAGUUGCGCCUAUCUUUCUGAUUCUUCAACUGAUGUCGAAGACAAUAGUGAAACUACUUCUUCCCACUUAGAUCAAAAUAAUGCAAGCAAUUUCACCAAACAUACAAAAAUUACUGAAAUUAUCGAACCAGAAAUUCCCUCGAAUAGAAAUCGAGAAAGAAAAAUCGACGAAAUUUCUGAUAUUUCCGAUGACGAAGGAUUUUCUUCUAACAAUUUCUAUGAGCAUGAGAAUGAAGAUUCUACGGAACAAUUCACGGAAACGGUGGACGACAUGUACAUUCACAGACCGUUAAAAUGGGCUUUUAUAAAUUUUGAAAGAUUUUCUCUUGUAAACGGAAUCAUUUAUGAAGAAGACGAGUUUGAAUCCGAAAAUGCGUCAUCAGAAGACGACGAUUCCAUCCACUCAGAUAGCGAAAUAGAAAACAGUGAACAUUCCAAUGAUGUCGUCGUCGACUCCAUUAACGAAAUUCAACAAAUGAAUGUUGAAAGUGAAGUGUCGUCAAUAUCUUCCACGAAAGAUGACGUUGAGGAAAAAAACUUUGUUAAUAAUAGGAAUACGACAUCACUACAAGUCAUUCAAUGCACCAAAAGUGAAGAAGGUGUGAAAGUGUAUGAUGAUAAACAGAAACAAAAGCAGGAGUUUCAUCACUUAACUGAAUGCGAAGAUAGCAAAAAUGAAAAUGAUGAAUCUUUAUCCGAAGACGAAACCAUUGAAGAAUACGAAAAAGAAACUACAAGCUGCAUGGACAUUUUUUGGCAUUUUCUUCGCAAGUUUCCAUCUGUGGUGUGUCCGUGUUUAAAACGAAGAAAGUAAACUGGUCGAUAUUUAAUAAGGAGAAACUGCGAAGAGGACCAAUUAUCUUUUUUUUUUAGCUUCUUAUUCGUUG
Centruroides sculpturatus (bark scorpion) is the source of this 949-nucleotide messenger RNA. RefSeq lists its product as uncharacterized. The transcript has 6 exons. Lineage: Eukaryota; Metazoa; Arthropoda; Arachnida; Scorpiones; Buthidae. The coding region runs from base 1 to 876 and encodes 291 amino acids. The record is from RefSeq and is a predicted model, not a curated record.